Molecule: messenger RNA, 2937 nt
Organism: Cavenderia fasciculata
Lineage: Eukaryota; Evosea; Eumycetozoa; Acytosteliales; Cavenderiaceae
Gene: CYP513C1
Product: cytochrome P450 family protein
Exons: 10
Coding region: 1-2937 (978 amino acids)
Molecular function (GO): heme binding; monooxygenase activity; oxidoreductase activity, acting on paired donors, with incorporation or reduction of molecular oxygen
Source: RefSeq, a predicted model, not a curated record
AUGGAUCCUUCCUUAUUUAAUAUUUUUAAACUUUUUGGAAAGAAUCUAUAUCUUUGUAAAUUACAUGUAGAUGUUAAUAUGUUUGUUGCGAACAAUAUUAUUAGUAUUAUAAACAAUGAUGAUUGGAAACAUUUUAGUUUUAAUAAUAACAAUUGGUUCACUUUACAGUAUAUGGAAAAGAAAUUAUUCACAAAAGGUAUAAAUGAACCACCUGGACCAUUUAGAUGGCCUAUUAUUGGUAGCUUUUUGACAAUCAGAGGUAAGCUACGACACCAUGUAGCCAUGGAGAUGUAUCAAAAGUACGGACCUAUUUUCAAGUUGCAAAUUGGUGAACGCAACACUGUAUAUUUGGCUGAACACGAUAUAAUCAAAGAGGUGUUUGUUGAAAAGGGUCAUAUCGUGGAACAACGGUUCCCAAAUCCAAGAAUUGAAUCAGUCAAUAAGGGAUUUGGAUUAAUAAUGGGAAAUGGAGAAUAUCAUAAAAAAGUAAGAGGUGAGAUAUCAACCUUUUUCACAGCCACCAAGUUUAAAAGAAUGGAAAAUGAAGUAUACAGUGAAAUAGAUCUUCUCUGUCAAUCACUAAAAGAGGACAGUUCAAAAGGACAGUUAUCUAUAGAACCACAUAAAUACAUUAAAUCAUGUACUGUUAAUAUCAUUUUUAGAUUAAUCUUUGGUAAAGGUGUUAGAUUGGAUUAUGGUGGGAAUGAAACCAGUGAGUUGUCUGGACUGAUACGAAAUGUUGUUGCAUCUGGUGGUCUUCGUUACUAUCAAGAUUACUUUCCCUAUAUCAUACCUAUUGCCAAAAGGGUGUCACAAUUUUUGGAUGACGUCAGUCCAUUCAAACCAUUUCAUACCUAUGCUAUGCAAUUAGUACGUGAAAGACUUCAAGUGUAUGAUGGAUCAACUGAACCAACUAAUUUAUUAGAAGAAUACAUUGUCAAAUACAAAAAGGGUGAAAUUGAAUUAGAUGCUAUUGGUUUUAUCGUUGUUGAUAUGGUUCUAGCUGGUACCGAUAGUUCAGCAAAUACAAUAUUAUUUGUAAUUUCAUCAUUAUGUGAUAAUCCAGAUAUUCAAGAUCAACUUUAUAAUGAAUUGAUUCAAGUGAUUGGUAGAGAUAGAUUACCAAAUAUUAAUGAUAAACCAAACCUACCUUACACCAAUGCAGUUAUAAAAGAGACAUUGAGACGCUUUUCCCUUUUCCCUCUUGGUAUAGCUCAUAUUGCAACUGAGGAUGUUAAUAUUAGAGGAUAUACUAUUCGUAAAGGAGACGAAGUAAUACAAAAUCAAUAUUCAACUGGACUGUCAACCAAAGAAUGGGAUAAUCCAAAAUUAUUUAACCCAUCAAGAUUCAUAAACAAUGAAUUAUCAACCAAUAAGAAUAAGAUUGUAUUUGGAUGUGGACCAAGGGUAUGUCCUGGAAUGGCAUUUGCAGAGAGCGAGAUAUUCAUGAUCAUUGCAACCUUGUUCAAAUCCUUUAAAUUUAAAAGUGAUAAACCAAUAGGGGAUGACUCUGUUUAUGGUAUAACUCUUACACCAAUAUCCUAUCAAAAUGAACCACCAGGACCAUUUAAAUGGCCAAUCUUUGGAAAUUUCUUAAUGAUGGUUAGAAAACCUCCACAUCUUUUGGCACAAGAUCUCUACUUUAAAUAUGGACCAGUAUUUAAAAUGCAAUUUGGUGAUUAUAAUACUAUAUUUUUGACAGAGUAUGAUGUCAUCAAAGAGGCAUUUGUAGAUAAUGCCGGUGCUUUUGCAAGUAGAUUCCCAAGACCAAGUAGACAAAAGGAAAAUAAGGGUCUGGGAAUUGUAACAUCAAAUGGUGAAUAUAGUAAAAAUGUUAGAAGUGUCAUUGGUUCUUUUGUAUCAAAUACAACUAUUAAAAAGAUGGAAAAUAAUAUUAGCUCGGAGAUUGGGUGUCUUUGUGAUGCAUUAAAAGAAGAAGCAAAAAAUGGAUUGGUAGCACCUCAUCAAUUUAUUAAAACCUGUGCCCUUAAUAUCAUUCUAAGAGUUUUAUUUGGUGAUAGUUUACAUUGUAACUAUAAUGGUCAAGAAACCAAUGAAGUGGUUGGUCUAAUUCAUGAAUUUUUUAGAGCUGCUGGAUACCCACUUUUACAAGAUUAUUUCCCAAGUAUUCCAAGUAAAUUAGAUGGUAUACAUUCAAAAAUAAAAGCAAAAUUAUUCUUAAAAUCAUAUAAAGAAUUAAAUGGGUAUAUUGAAAAAGUGAUUAGAAAAAGAAUGGAAACAUUUGAUGGAAAAUCAACUGAACCAACUGAUUUAUUAGAGGAAACUCUUGUUCGACAUUAUCGUGGUGAAUUCCAAUUAGAAUCUAUUGUCUAUAUGAUGACUGAUUUAAUUUUAACUGGUACUGAUACAAGUGUAUGCAAAAAACAAAAGACUAGUGCAAAUACGAUAUUAUUUACAAUUUCAGCAUUAUGUGACGAUCCUUUAAUUCAAAAGAUAUGUUGUAAAGAAUUGGAUGGUGUAUUGGGUGAUCGCCUUCCUACACUUGCUGAUAAAUCAAACCUACCAUAUGCAAAUGCAAUUAUCAAGGAAUCACUUAGACGUUUUUCAGUGGCACCACUUGGGGUUCCACAUAUUGCAACGGAAGACACUGAAAUUAGAGGAUACACUAUUCGUAAAGGUGAUCAAAUCAUUCAAAACCUUUAUGCAACAGGACUGUCACCAAAGGAAUGGAACAACCCUGAAGUUUUUGAUCCAUCAAGAUUCCUAAACAAUGAUUCCAACAAGUAUAAAACUGUAUUUGGAUGCGGUCCAAGAGUAUGUCUUGGAAUGUCUCUGGCCGAGAGUGAAUUGUUUUUAAUCACAACCACAUUGAUUAAAACCUUCAAAUUCUCAAGCGAUAAACCAAUUGGCACCAAUACCAUCUUUGGUGUAACUCUAUCACCAGUUCCCUAUCAAGUAAUCAUCGACACUAGAUAG